Messenger RNA from Cryptomeria japonica (Japanese cedar), 1746 nucleotides. RefSeq names its product protein NRT1/ PTR FAMILY 5.2-like. Gene Ontology annotation, biological process: transmembrane transport. Lineage: Eukaryota; Viridiplantae; Streptophyta; Pinopsida; Cupressales; Cupressaceae. The coding region runs from base 1 to 1746 and encodes 581 amino acids. Gene Ontology annotation, molecular function: transmembrane transporter activity. The record is from RefSeq and is a predicted model, not a curated record. Gene Ontology annotation, cellular component: membrane. The transcript is spliced from 5 exons.
AUGGCUACAGAUCAAAGAGAAUUGACAUCAGAUGGGUCUGUGGAUUUGAAGGGACGACCAACUGUAAGGGCGAAGACUGGAGGGUGGAAAGCUUGCUCUCUCAUCAUUGGUAUUCAUUUUUCAGCAUUUUCCUUUUUACCAAUGAAAGAAUUCAUUUCUGAGAAUUGCAGUGUUGGCUAUGAAGUUGUGGAAAGAAUGGCUUUUGCGGGCAUUUGGGCAAACUUAGUGGUCUAUCUGACAAAAACAAUGCACGAAGGCACUGUGCCUUCCUCUAGGAAUGUCACCAAUUGGAUUGGCACUUUAUGCCUUACACCAUUACUCGGAGCAUAUAUUGCUGAUACAUACCUGGGCCGCUUCCGCACAUUUGCAGUCUUUUCAACUAUUUAUAUCACAGGAAUGGGGACUAUGAUUUUAGCAGUUACAUUGAGUUCUUUGAGGCCACCAGAUUGCCCAUCAAAUGAAGGCUGCAAAAAGGCUACGUCUUUGCAGAUUGGGAUUUUCUACUUUGCUUUGUAUCUUCUUGCUUUAGGAGCAGGGGGAACCAGACCAAAUAUCACCACUUUUGGAGCAGAUCAGUUUCAUGAUUUUGAUUCCAAGGAAAAGUUGCAGAAGACUUUUUUUUUCAAUUGGUGGAUUUUAAUUCUGUUCGGUGGCAAUAUGCUUGGUCAGACGUUUCUUGUGUAUGUGGAAGAUCACAUCAAUUGGGGAGUGGCUUCUACAAUUAUCAUCAAAGGACUUGUAAUAGCCUACGUGGUGUUCAUGAUAGGAACUCCAUUUUACAGAUACAAAGCUGUCUCAGGUAGCCCGCUGCAACGAAUGGCAAAAGUAAUUGGUAAGACGUUUCAGAACUGGAAGGAGCAGGUUCCUUCAGAUGCAUCGGUCCUCCAUGAAGUGGGUUCAGAGGACUACUUUGUUCAUGGCCGAUAUCCUAUUGCUCACACAAAUCUUCUCAGAUUUCUGGACAAAGCAGCAAUACAAAAGGGCACAAGCUCAAAUCCAUGCACUGUAACAGAUGUGGAGGAAACAAAGCUGCAAGCCACCACACUGGAGAGGCAUAUGGGUCCUCAUUUUGAAAUUCCAGCUGCUAGCAUUGGAGCUUUUCUUCAGAUAUCCAUCAUAAUGUCUCUUGUAAUCUAUGAUCGCUUCUUAGUUAGCAUAUGCAAGAGAUUCACAGGAAAUCCUCGAGGCAUAACUAUAUUACAGCGAAUGGGGAUUGGUAUGGUACUAUAUACUAUUGCUAUGGUAGCGGCUAUGCUAACAGAAAUGAAAAGGUUGGAUGUUAUUAAAAGCCAUGGGCUUGGAGAUAAUGCUAAUGCAAUUGUGCCUCGAACCAUCUUCACACUGCUCUCACAGUUUAUUAUAAUGGGAAUUGCUGAAGCGUUUCUAGAAGUGGCUAGAAUUGAAGUUUUUUAUGAUCAGGCUCCUGAGAGUAUGAGAAGUUUGGGAACUGCAUUGUAUUUAUCUUCCACAGCUAUUGGUGCCUUCCUCAAUGGUGUUCUUUUGACUGCUGCAAGUGAUAUAACAGGGCGACAUGGGCACAAAAGCUGGAUUUUGAAUAACGUGAAUGCAUCACGAUUUGAUUACUAUUACGCCCUCCUGGCUCUUGUAAAUUUUGUGAACUGCAUUUUCUUCUUCAUUAUCUCUUCCUUCUAUACAUACAAAGGAGAAACAAGUGAAGCUCAGGUUACUGCAAACGAAUCGGACAAAGAGGUCCAGACUAUUGUUAGCAUCCAAACUCAUAUUUAG